CUUAUACACUAGCUCCAAUGUCGGUUUAAGCUUUUACUCUUCUGUCCUUAAGCCGUCAUAGCAUAAAAUGGAGAUAUUCCAUUUUUUCCGAUCUUCGUAAUUAUCCUCAAAAUUUCGUAUUUAUCCGCGGAAACUUGACAUUUAUCCUUCCUUGCGCGCCAAGUGUAAACCGUACUAUGGUUUACGAGCUUUUGGUUAAGGAGUCGUAGGAUGGGCCUCGAAUCGUGUUUUAUGUCCCUUUGGGCCGUCUUCCGACUCGAAGCGUUUACUGCGACUUCUUUCGAUAAAGAAUGAACUUUAUGCGGUUUUAUCCGCAAAGUUUAAUCGAUGAUUUAGAAUGGCGGAAAACAUGAACUGAGUUUGCUACAGUCUUCGGAGAUAGCAUCGAAGGAUAGACGAGAGUGCAUGGACUGGUGUCGAAUCGACGUUUCGGAAGAGCUCGGUCGCUGCAUAGCGACCGAGCGGGACGGACUCUCGGUAGCUACGUAGCGACCGAGCUGUGUGCAUGCUUGGUCGCCGCGUAUCGAUCGAGCUUGGCUUGUCCGCGGUCCGAUUUCCAUACCCGAUCUUUUCCGUGGCCGAUUUGGAUAUAUGUUUGUUGCCUUUGGACAAUCGGUAUUUAGUGGUUCGAUUGAGAUUUGAACAAGAUUUUACCACAAGGCUCUUCUUAAAGAUAUCUUUACGAAGAUUAGUUUUCGUAAAAAUGUUCAUGCUGAUUUUUACGGACUUUCAGACAUUGAUUCCGUUGUGACCAAUUUUGACCCCAACACUCUACCGUUAGUAUGGGUGUCAUUUUGUGAUUGCCACAAACUUAGCAUGAGCAUGACUCGAUAUGUGCAGUUGUUGAACGAUUUUCAAAGAUGGUCACUUCAUUGUUUGUAAGAAAAAUACGGAUGCAGUCAGUGUCGCAAUUUUAUUCUUUCAGAAGUGUAUUGUCUACAUGGUUUGCCCUUGUCAAUUGUUUCUGAUUGCGAGACUUGAUUCCUUAGUCAUUUUGGGCGAUAUUUAUGGAAAUUAUUGGGAACUUCAUUGGAUUUUAGCUCAGCACAUCAUCCCCAUUUUGAUGGACAGACGGAAGUAACCAACCGAUCAUUAGGUAAUCUUCUUCGGUGUCUUGUUGGGGAUAAUUAUAAAGUCGAUGUUCGCAAAACUAUCUCAGGCUGAGUCUGCAUAUAACCACACUUUGAAUCGCACACUCGGUUAUUCUCAUUUUCACAUCGUUUAUGUUGUUAUUCCACACUGUCCAAUAGAUUUGGCUACUACACCAGAUCAAACUCGACAUCAUGGCGAGGCAGUGGACUUUGUAACCAAACUUUCUCAAUUACAUCGACGAGCUCAAACAAACCUGGGAGACGCAACAAUUAAAUACAAGCUUCGGCGGAUAAUAAGCAAAUGGUAGUAAUUUUUGAACCAGGAGAAUUGGUUUGGGUUUACUUGACGAAAGAAAGGAUCUAACUUCGCGACUUUAACAAGCUCAAAUCAAAGAAAGUAGGUCCUUGUGGGGGUUCUGGAACGUAUCAAUCCAAAUGCUUAAAUAUAAAGUACAAUUUCUGGCACAUUUCAGGACUUCAAACAUAUUUAACAUGAAGCACUGGUCUCCUUACUAUGGCGAUAACAAUGAUCAUGAUUCGUGGGUGAAUCCUUCUCAAUCCGGGGAACCUGAUGCAGCGCAUCAUCAUCAUCUCCACAGCCAUUACUAUGAGUUGUUAUGUUUUCGGCUUUACUUGUAUUCUAAGUUAUUAGUUUUUCCUUGUCUUAUUAGAACUAUAUAAUUAUUAAACAUCCCUUAAGAACUAGGGUAAGAACUAUUUAGAUUAGUAUAGAUAGCGGCUUUACACUACAAGAAAUUAGCAAUAUUGCAACAACAAAAUUGCAACCUUCAUUUAUGUUAAAAAUUUGCCAUGAUUAUUACAAUAUAUUUGCAAUGAUGAAUAUUCGUUCCAAUUUCAUUACAAUUUUAUUGCAAAAUUACAAUCAAAAUAUAUGUUGCAUGUUUUCAUUACUAAAUUGCAACAUUUUGCGUCAUAAAAAAAUAUCUCGCAAAUUUUUCAAGAAACAUUCAACUGUUUAAAAACCAUUGCUAAAUUGCAAAAAAUUAAUAUAUAAACAAUACGUGUCAAGAAACAUUCAACAGUUUAAAAACCAUUGCUAAAUUGCAAAAAAUUAAUAUAUAAACAAUACGUGACAAAAACGUGACAUUAGUCAUGUGUUCCUAAAAAAGAAUUUUGUAUAUAAAGUAUAUAUAUAUAUAUAUAUAUAUAUAUUGGAUAGUUAGAAAUCUACAGUAUAUUUUAAAGGUUUCCAAUUCUUGAGAUUUUGUAAAAAGUUUUAUUUUAUGAAUUUUAUUUUGUUUUGGUCUAGCUAUAUUGUAGCAAAAUGCAAUGUCAAUAUAAAGAACAAUGUUCUCUUACAAAUCCAUACUAAAUAUAAAUUAUAAUAGAUAAUCUUUAAAAAAUAAACAAUCUAACUUAAACAAACAGUUAAUUCAUCACAAAUCAUUAACUCAAAAAUCCGAACGCUUCUCAAUAAAUAGUCCUUUAAACAAAAUCUUACAAGAAGUCAAGAAAAUUGACAACUUAAACUCACCAUCUAUAAGAUAUAGCUAUGUCACCUUAUGCUACUUUCAACUUUGAACAAACACAAAUAACCAAAGAAUGAAUAAUGAACCAUUUCUUUCGUAUGAGUUCUCACACUAAACAAGACCUCUGGGAGCAAAUCUUGGCACACACUCCAAAUCUACAUCCAUAGGUUCAACACACAACAAUCUAUCAUUGAUUUCUAGCUACCAUCCAUUACCGACUAUCAAGGUAAUUUUAAUGACUCAACAACUGAGAGAAUGAAAUUCAUGUUAACAUACCAUGAAAUUGAACACCCCAACUCAACCCUGCUUAUUCAAGAGACAACCUAAUACGUGAUGAAAUUACUUACAGCAGAAAACAAUACAUAACUGAUGAUCUUCAAGUUACUCUCUUAUCAACGCUCGCUCUCGCUAUUUCCUUACUCUUUGUACUCAGCUUAGGCAGCUCCCUUUGUAUUGUGCUCGUUCCUGAUUUCUCUCUCUGAUAUGUGCUUGGCCUUUGCAGGUUCUCUAAAAUCUACACUGCUCCUCACCUCUCUGUUUGUCAAACUGUUUCACUUUGAGAAUGAGGCGACUUCUCAACCGCCUAUACAAACUUCUUUAGAUGCUUUAUGUAUUAAGGAUAUAGCUCUAGAUCAUAGUAGUUUUUUCUCCUUUGAUCCAAAGAGGUUCAUAUUUUUCUUUCAAAGAUCGAACAUUUACUCCCCAUGAGACCAAUUCACAACAUCAGCUGAUGUUCCUAGCAAACACCUGUAAGCCUCGGAUCAAAAACAAAACGACUUUGUAAGAGAAAACAAAAACUAACACUACAAGAAAAAUUGUAAAUAGCCACAAAUUAGCCACAAAAAUUUUGUAGCUAGACUUUUACAGCUACACAUAGCUACAAAAAUAGCCACAAUAUUUUAAAAGCAAAAUUUGUAGCUAUUAUGUAGGUUUUUGUGGCUAAUUUAGCUACAAACUAGACUUGUGGUUUUUUGAGGAUAAUUAGCAACAAUUAGUCACAAAAUAAUUUGUAGACAUAAAAACUACUAUUAACCACAAAAUGAUUUGUUGAAGUAUAUAGCCACAAUGUAAUUUGUGGCUAUUGGAGAAAUAUAAAUCUUAUAUUCUAAACCCUAAACAUACCCUAAAGCAAUUUAUCCUAGAGCAAGAAUUGAACUCUUAAAUACAAAAAUACAAACGCCAAGCAAUAUGAAUAGUAUUAGAUUUUGGAUAUAUAUAUAUAUAUAUAUUUAUAUGUUAUGUUUCGAUUAGAUUUUGAUAUAAAUAUGAACAUGUUGUAAUCUAUGGACCAACCAAUGGAGAAAGAAGAGCUAACUACUUAAGACAUUUGAGGAUCACGAGGUAUACACUUAAACUUUACACAAUGACUUUUAACUUUUAUUGUUCUCAAUUUGACAUUUUUUUUUGAGCAAUUGACUUUUACUUUGAUUUAUAUUCUCUUAUGUACGCAGGAAAGAUGGUUCAGAAGGUUGUAACAUAUAAAUUAAUUUACCUAAGACAAAAUAUCAACUAACACAAAAAUAGAAAAAAAAUUCAUCCUUGACCAAUAAUAUCAAACUACCUAGAUCCUAUCCUCACAUCCAAACCCUCUACUAUAAACCUAAACUUAUACCCCAAACCCCAAAUCUAAAACAUCAAACCUAAUCUCAUUCUAAAUCUAUACUACAUACACCAAACCUUAACCUAAUACUCUAAACCGCAAACUCAAACCCUACAUAUAAAACCAUGAAUUCAAUAUUUUCAAACUUAAAAUCUAUUAUUUAAACAAACUCCAAUUAUUUUUCAUGUAAGCAUAUAUAUAAUUAAUAUCUAUUCCAAUCUUUUCCAACUUCCGUAGACAUAAAUAUAAUUUAAGUAAAACCAAGCAUGGUAAAGUCAUAUAUAAUUUAUCUGAAUGUAAUUUUACAUAAAAUUUAUUAAAGCACGGGGUCAUAAAUCUAAUUCUUUUUUUUUAUCAAAUUCAAUAUAUAUAAUAUAAUCAUAUAAGAAAUGCAAAGGAAAAACAUAUAUAUAUAUAUAUAUAUAUAUAUAUAUAUAUAUAUAUAUAUAUAUAUAUAUAUAUCUCUGGCCAAAAUUUUCUACCCUUCCGCCAAAUUUUCCCUCCUUCCCCGUGCACAUCUUGACCAAAUUUAAAACAAUAAGCAAAAUAAAGAAAAAAGAAGCUCUUCUAAUUUUUCAUUGGUUGACAAAGUAGCUAAAGGAUUGCUAUCUAGAAUCUCGGACCAUUGAUUAAAUUUGAGCCAAUGGUCAAGAUCACUUUAUGUUUCUUCCUCGUGUCUCUCUUUUCUUCACCAAGAUAUCAUCUCUCUUUCUUUCAAGAUCUCAAAUUCUCAACCACGUUGCUCCAGAUCUUCUUUCUCUCAUAUCUCUCUCUUUAACCAUACUACUUGCUCGAGCUUGUUCACCAAAGCUUGUUCGUCACCAAAGUUCUAUAACGACCCAAUUCCGCAGGCCCAGCAAAGCCCAAUCAAUUUACAGAAAACCCUAGAUUUAGAGCCGUCAGAGAGAGAGAUAUUGGUGAACUGUCUCAGCCACCGUCGACUGAGAUCAGAUCCGUCAUGCCGCCGCCGUCUCACUCCCUAGGCCACCAGUGUGUUCGUGACGUCGAGACGAGUCUGGAGCAGGAAUUUCAGCCGGAGAUCCGCCGCCACACGUGCGGGAAGAAGAAUCACGCGUGAAUCCCACGCGCCGCCAUCUCCGCCGGACGUUCGCCGGAGACACCGCAGCCGGCCACCGUCCAUUCGCCGCCGGGAAGCCGCCGCCGCAUCGCCGCCGCGUCUCCGCCGCCGGCGUUGAUUUUCCGGUAAACCACCAACAUCGUUGGCCGCCGCCGGCGACCGGUCUACGGCGACUCGCCGGUAACUCGGUGACUCGGCCGAGUUGACUCAGCGAGUCAAGCCGUUGACCAGUCAAGCCGGUUCGGUUAGUCAAUUGAUUUUAUUAUUGAUUAAACCGAUCGGUUAUUGGGAAUUAGUUUGGUUUGGAUUAAACCGAGUUGAAAUCAAUUUUAAUCUGGUCCAAUUGAAAUUGAAUCCAGUUAAGGAAAACCGAUGGUUCAAUUCGAUUUCAAUUUGUUCAAGGGUUGACCGGCUUGGGUCAGAGUAGACCGGGUUGACCUUUGACCAGCGGGUUGACUUUUUGACCAGAUCGCCGGUUACCCGUUUUGGACCGUUCGAAGGGCGUUCUGACUUGAUUUUUCGCCCUGAUUUCAGAUUUGGAGUUUGUUUGAGCAGCUGGAGUUCAUAGCUAUCACUUUUCCACAUUGCUAAGGUGAGGGUCUAUUCCGUAAAUCCCGUACCAGUGUAGAAUUCUCCCUAUCGUAGUUUAGAUUUUGAAUCAUGAUCCGUCUGUUUGAAUUGAGUCUUGAUUGUUAGUUAGUUCAUUCAUUGUAAACUGGAACUAGGGGUCUAGAGGAUUCAACCUUUGAUUGGAUUGUGUGAUGUUAAGAGAUGCGAUAUAUAUAUAUAUGUGUGUAUACAUAGUUAUUAGUAGGGACUAUGUGCGCGGGCGCGGGCUCAGCGAUGUCUAGGCUAGCGACACUACUUUGGUUGUGUGGGCAGGAGUUCAGAGACGUCUGUACUUGCGAUGCUACUUGUGCGGGCGUGUGGUGCAGAGACGUUUGUAUCAUGGACGCUACUUGAAAGGGUGGGGGUACAGAGACAUAUUGUACUAGCGACGCUACGUAUUAUAUAUCCAUAUGAGGAGAUGUGGGGUGUAUGGACUAGCUUUAUGCUAUCAUCGCAUUGUUUGGUUUGUGUGACGUGCUAGGCGUCGUGUGUGUUCAUGUUAGAGCUAAACUUCCAUAGUGGGAGUUCUAUUUACUCAAGUCAGUGGUUUGCGUGUUUAGCAUCCCCAUACCUCACGGAGUAACUUCCCUGUUACUCACCCCUCCUAUUCCUUUCCCCUUUCAGGUGAGACUGACGAGCAGGAGUGAUUGCUAUCGGAUUGGUGCUUUGGGAGUUCUAUUUCUUUUAUUUUCAGACUUUCGAUUUUAUGAUUUUAUCGAUAUUUCGGGAUUUAGCUAUUUUAUUGCAUUUAUGGUUAUUUAUUGGAUUUAUGACUUUGGAGUUGACUUUUGAGAAGUAAUAAAUGGAGAUUUCAGACUUUUUAUUUAUUUAAGUUAUUUAUUUAAGUUAUUUCGGAAAAUACGGAUGUUACAAUUUGGUAUCAGAGCGGGGUUCCGUCUCGGCUCUGACCUGGGAUGGUGAUUUGUGGGGACUCGGUUUUUAAUCGGUUUUAGACGAUUUUUAAAAUAUUUAUGGAAAUAUGGGGAUUUUAAAAAUAAAAGUAAAUAGCACCUUUUUGCUUGGCAUUAUGUCUUUCAUCGUUAGUGUUUGGUUUCGGCAGAAGUUAAUUAAAUUGUUAUUUCUUUCAGAUGCCGCCGCGUAAGAGAGUUGUUCGCGCUCAGGCCGCUAGUGCUCCUCGAGAGGGUGGAGAUGAGCAUGUACCGCCACCAGUUCUACCGAUUGAUCAGGAUACCCUUAGGCAGAUGGUGCAGGAUGCUGCUAGACAGGCCGCACAGGAGGCAGUUCAGGAAGCUGUCCAGGAGGCUGCUAGAGUAGCUGCACAGGAAGUGGUUAGGCAGAUGGCUGCAGCUCAGCAGGGUCAUCAGGUUCCGCCAGAUCAGGCUCAGGGGCAUCAGCAACCCCCUAUUCAGCCGGUUCCACCAGUCAGGAUCAGGGACAGCAGCAACCCCCUAUUCAGCCGGUUCCACCAGUUCAGGUUCAGGGACAGCAGCAACCCCCUAUCCAGCAUGUUCCAGGGAUUUUCCAGGUUCCACCACCAGCGCCACGUGUUCUUCCAGGGUAAGUUCCUGAUGUUGUGCCACCCGUUCUUCCAGGGCAGGUUCCUGAGGUUGAUGAGACGCUUAUGCGGGUAAUGAGACAGAUGAAAACUAUAGGUUUGGAGACUUUUGAAGGAACAGUAGACCCUGGAGCGGCUUAUAAGUGGAAGCAUAGGUUGGCUUCAUGUCUGCAGACAAUCAAUUGUCCGUUGCGCCUUUGUCUUAAUAUCGCAGAGUUGUAUCUGCGUGGAGAUGCAUUGGUAUGGUGGGAUGGAGUGCGAUCGAUGCGUGAUGGCGACAUGAUUUAUGAGGAUUUCCUCAUUGCAUUCGACAAGAAGUACUUUCCCAGAGAAGCGUUGCACCAGAAUAGGAAUGCUUUUGAGCAUCUGAGGCAGGGUACUAAGAGUGUCAGGGAGUACGAGCGAGAGUUUUGCCAGCUCCGCUUGUUUGCUGGUAAUCAUUUUGAUGGAGAGGACUUAAUCAGGAGGUUCUUAGAUGGUAUGCGAGUCGAUCUCCGCGGCAGGUGCAGUAUGGUUACUUACACCAGUUUGGAGGAUCUGGUAGAGAAGGCUGUUGUGCAGGAGGCAUGUAUUGCAGAGGAGCAAAAGUACUCUAAGGCUCCACCUAAGACUGGAAGGACUUCAGAGCCACAAAAGAGAACAUGGGAACAGUUGGGAGCACCUAGUUGCGACAAGUGUCGUCGCCAUCAUUUUGGAGAGUGCAUCACGUGCUUCAACUGUGGGAAGAUGGGACAUAAAAGUAGGGAUUGUCGGAGUAGGCCAUUUGGUGCGCGGGGAGUAGCACCAGCAGCACCAGCAGCAUCAGCAGCACCAGCAGCGCAUGCAGCACCAGUAGCACAGGGAGCGCAGGAGCACCAGCUGCAGCAUACACACCAGGAGCUUGCUUCACUUGUGGCCAGUUUGGCCAUAUCUCCAGGUUUUGCCCGACUAAAGGGCCUGGGGCCAAGCGACAAGCCAUCACUCCGCGUGUUUAUGCUCUAGGAGAGGCCAAUGGAGCUGAGCCGAUAGCCGGUAUGUAUUUUUAUCAUACUCGUCUGUUUAUGAGUAACUGUGUUUUGAUGAAUAUCAUGUGUAGUUAGAAAAAAAAAACAUUUGUGUGUAGGAUCGGUUUCUAUUGAAGGUGAGGUAGCUCACACUCUAUUCGACACAGGAGCUUCUCACAGCUUCGGGAGUUCGCGUUUGUCUAAGUCUUGGCCUUUUCGAGGUGUCUUUGAGCCGAAGGUUAAGCAGAUUCGGACGGCCGGUACUGAGAAAUUGGGAACCACUGGCGUUCGCCGAGAUGUACCAGUCCUACUGGGAGGAGUCGACUUCAUAGGAGACCUAGCAGAGAUGGAGAUGGAUUACUACGAUGUCAUACUUGGGAUGGAUUGGCUGUCACGGCAUCGAGUGGUGAUAGAUUGCAUGCGAUCGAAAGUUAAUAUUCCUAGAGGAGAUGGGAAGAUCACAUUCCAGUGUCUAUAGGCUUACCGUGGGAUUUCUGUUAUUUCCAUGUUGCAUGUUGAGUACUUAUUGGAGAGAGGAGCAGAAGGAUUUUUGGCGACUAUUUCGAUGGUUAAUGAAGAUGGACCUUCUGAGUUACAGGAUAUUCCAGUGGCUGCAGAAUUUCAGGAUGUAUUUGAAGCCUUAAAGGGGCCACCACCAGCCAGAGGAGAUGUUCUCAAUAUUGAGUUAGAACCAGGAACAACACAGGUUUCGCGGGCUCCAUACCGUUUAGCAGCAGCAGAGAUGGUUGAACUGAAGAUGCAGUUGGAGGAGUUAUUGAGUAAGGGUUUCAUCAGACCUAGUACUUCACCCUGGGGAGCGCCAGUAUUGUUUGUGAAGAAGAAAGAUGGAAAUUUCAGACUAUGUAUCGACUACAGAGGUUUGAACAAGGUGACCAUCAAGAAUAAGUACCCGCUUCCACGUAUCGAUGAGUUAUUGGAUCAGUUGCAGGGAUCUUCAUGGUUUUCAAAAAUUGACUUGGCAUCGGGUUACCACCAGAUUGCGAUAGCUGAUGAGGAUGUGCGGAAGACUGCUUUCCGUACCCGUUAUGGACAUUAUGAGUUUGUGGUGAUGUCAUUUGGGUUGACUAAUGCACCUGCAGCAUUCAUGAAGCUUAUUAAUGAUGUGUUUCGCGAGCACUUGGAUUAGUGUGUGAUUGUUUUCAUCGACGAUAUUUUGAUCUAUUCUCGGAGUAGAGAGGAGCAUGCAGAGCAUCUGCGGAUUGUGUUGGAUAAGCUCAGGGAGCAUCAGCUGUUUGCCAAGCUGAGUAAGUGUAGCUUCUGGCAGAGGAAGAUUGGAUUUUUGGGUCACGUGAUUUCAGAGGCAGGAGUUGCAGUAGAUCCGGAGAAGAUUACUGCAAUAUCGGAGUGGCCUACACCUAAGACCGCCACCGAGAUUCGUAGCUUUCUGGGUUUAGCAGGAUACUACAGAAAGUUUGUGAAAGAUUUUGCUAGUAUCGCGAAACCGAUGACACGGUUAACAGGCAAAGACACCAAGUUUGAUUGGACGGAUGCUUGUAUGGAGAGUUUUACCGAGCUGAAAUGGAAGUUGACAGAGACGCCAGUGUUGGUACUACCUAGACCAGGGGUACCGUAUGAGGUUUAUACAGAUGCGUCAGGUACUGGUUUGGGUUGUGUGUUGAUGCAGGAUGGUCAUGUUAUUGUCUACGCAUCACGUCAGUUGAGACCUCACGAGGUCAACUACCUUACUCAUGAUUUGGAGUUAGCAGCAGUUGUUUUUGCGCUAAAGAUUUGGAGGUCAUAUUUGUAUGGAGAGAAAGUUCAGAUCCUCACAGACCACCAGAGUCUGAAGUACAUAUUUACUCAGGCGGACCUAAAUCUGAGACAGCGCAGAUGGAUGGAGUUGUUAGCAGACUACAACCUGGAGAUUACGUAUCAACCAAGGUAAGGCCAAUCAGGUGGCAGAUGCCUUGAGUAGACACAGGAACGAUGUUUCAGGAACGAAGGAGGUUCAGGAGCUGACUGGGACACUUGCUAGUCUCAGAUUGUGUGCAGUUACCGCAGAGGGAGAGACUGUUGGUCUUGAAGCAUUGGAGCAGGCUGAUUUAUUAUGGAGGAUACGCAGAGCUCAGGAUAGUGAUAAUGCUUUGGUUAAGCAGAUUGAGAUCGAGAGUAUUGGAUAUCAUAUAGAUUUGAGCGGGAUGUACAUGUAUCGGAACCGAGUCUGUGUGCCAGAGGACAAGCUGUUAAGGAAGGAGAUUUUACAGCAAGCACAUAAUUCGCAUUUUUCGAUCCACCCGGGAAAUACCGAGAUGUACAGAGAUUUUAAGCGCUACUACCACUGGCCUGGUAUGAAGAAAUAUGUGGCUACAUUUGUAUCGCAGUGUCAGACGUGUCAGAUGGUUAAGGCUGAGCAUCAAGUGCCUAGCGGGUUAUUGCAGAACCUCCCGUUGCCAGAGUGGAAAUGGGACAUGGUGACUAUGGAUUUUGUGACUGGACUUCCGAUAACCUUCGGUGGGAGGAAUUCUAUUUGGGUGAUCGUGGAUAAACUUACCAAAUCUGCUCAUUUUAUAGCAAUCAAGAAAACAGACGGAGCUGAUCAGUUGGCGCAGAUUUACCUUCGAGAUAUUGUGAGGUUGCAUGGAGUUCCUGUCAGUAUUGUAUCAGAUCGGGAUACCAAGUUCACUUCUACAUUUUGGAGAGCAUUUCAGAAGGCGCUUGGGACAAAAGUUCAUAUGAGUACAGCCUAUCAUCCGCAGACAGAUGGACAAUCAGAGAGGACUAUUCAGACAUUAGAGGAUAUGCUUAGGGCUUGCGUUCUGGAUUGGGAAGGAAGCUGGGGAAAGUAUUUACCUCUAGCAGAGUUUGCUUACAACAACAGCUAUCAUUCGAGUAUUGAGAUGGCACCGUAUGAGGCGCUUUAUGGUAGGCCUUGUCGUACACCACUUUGUUGGACAUAAGUGGGAGAGCGGCGAGACUUAGAACCAGCAAUAGUUCAGGAGAUAGUGGAGCACGUAGAGAUGCUCAAGACUCGGCUUAAGGAAGCCCAUGACCGGCAGAAGAGCUAUGCAGAUAAGCGCCAUAAAGACUUGGAUUUUCAGGUAGGAGACUUAGUAUACCUGAAAAUGAGGACAUUCCAAGGAGGAUAUAAGACUCGGAAGCUUAAGAAGUUUAAGCCGAGAUAUAUGGGACCGUACCCUAUUGUGGAGUGGAUUGGAGCAGUGGCUUACAGAUUGCGGUUAUCAGCAGAGUUGUCAGAUUUUCACGAUGUGUUCCAUGUGUCAGUCUUGAGGAAAGUUGUGAGAGAGCCAGAGCUUAUUUUGCAGCAGCCACCCAAUGAUCUUGAGAAGAAUUUGUAUGCAUCUUGUCAGCCAGUUGAGAUUUUAGAUCGGCAAGUGAAAGCCGUUCAAGGGAUGAUGACCAGUUUAGUUAAAGUUCGUUGGGAGAGAGACGGGAUUCAGGAAGAAACCUGGGAGGCCGAGACUCAGGUGAGGAUUAAUUAUCCUGAGUUUUUCCAAGACAGUAUUGGACAGUCGGUUCAGGAGCCGAAUUCGGGGACGAAUUCUCCAUUUGUGGGGGAGAAUUGUAACGAUCCAAUUCCGCAGGCCUAGUAAGGCCCAAUCAAUUUACAGAAAACCCUAGGUGAGUUCCUAUUUAAACAGAGCUAGCCUAUUAUUUUAUUCAGAAAAAGUCUAAGGCGUCGAACCCCUGCAGAUUUAGAGCCGUCAGAGAGGGAUACUGGUGAACUGUCUCAGCCACCGUCGACUGAGAUCAGAUCUGUCACGCCGCCGCUGUCUCACUCCCUAGGUAAUCCGCAAACCGCCUUUUCCGAUUAUUUAAAUGUUGGCCGUUUAGUAAAUCGUCGAUAUCUCUCUAACCAUUGGGUUUCUCGCGAUUUCAAGACCACCAGUGUGUUCGUGACGUCGAGACGAGUCCGGAGCAGGAAUUUCAGCCGGAGAUCCGCCGCGACGCGCCCACACGCGUGGGAGGAAGAAUCACGCGUGAAUCCCACGCGCCGCCAUCUCCGCCGGACGUUCGCCGGAGCCACCGCAGCCGGCCACCAUCUGUUCGCCGUCAGGAAGCCGCCGCCGCAUCACCGCCGCGUCUCCGCCGCCGCUGUUGAUUUUCCGGUAAGCCACCACCGUCGUUGGCCGCCGCCGGCGACCCCGACCGGUCUACGGCGACUCGCCGGUCGACUCGCCGGUAACUCGGUAACUCGGCCGAGUUGACUCAGCGAGUCAAGCCGUUGACCAGUCAAGCCGGUUCGGUUAGUCAAUUGAUUUUAUUAUUGAUUAAACCGAUCGGUUAUUGGGAAUUGUUUUGGUUUGGAUUAAACCGAGUUGAAAUCAAUUUUAAUCUGGUCCAAUUGAAAUCGAAUCCGGUUAAGGAAAACCGAUGGUUCAAUUCGAUUUCAAUUUGUUCAAGGGUUGACCGGCUUGGGUCAGAGUAGACCGGGUUGACCUUUGACCAGCGGGUUGACUUUUUGACCAGAUCGCCGGUUACCCGUUUUGGACCGUUCGAAGGGCGUUCUGACUUGAUUUUUCGCCCUGAUUUCAAAUUUGAAGUUUCUUUGAGAAGCUGGAGUUCAUAGCUUUCACUUUUCCACAUUGCUAAGGUGAGGGUCUAUUCCGUAAAUCCCGUACCAGUGUAGAAUUCUCCCUAUCAUAGUUUAGAUUUUGAAUCAUGAUCCGUCUGUUUGAAUUGAGUCUUGAUUGUUAAUUAGUUCAUUCAUUGUAAACUGGAACUAAGAGUCUAGAGGAUUCAACCUUUGAUUGGAUUGUGUGAUGUUAAGAGAUGCGAUAUAUAUGUAUAUAUAUGUAUACAUAGUUAUUAGUAGGGACUAUGUGUGCGGGCGGGGGCUCAGAGAUGUCUGGGCUAGCGACGCUACUUUGGUUGUGCGGGCAGGGGUUCAGAGACGUCUGUACUUGCGAUGCUACUUGUGCGGGCGUGUGGUGUAGAGACGUUUGUAUCAUGGACGCUACUUGAAAGGGCGGGGGUACAGAGACAUACUGUACUAGCGACGCUACGUAUUAUACAUCCAUAUGAGGAGAUGCGGGGUAUCUCUCACUCUCAGAUUUAGUUUUGUUUUUCAUUUAAGAUACUGAUUUUGAAGUUGUUAUCGAUUUAGAAGUUGGCGAGGGGGGAGAGAGCGUGAAGACGGUGGGAGGACGGCAUAUGGUGGCGAGGGUGGAGAUGGACAGCAGAUGGUGGCACCGUCAACUCGAAGCAAAUAAGCGGCGGAGAAGAUGAUGACCACUUUUUUUUUUUUUAGGUUUAGUUCUUUUUGGGUUUAAUUUUAAAAAAAUUAAUUUUGUUUAGUUUUUUUUGUUGUAAUCAAUUUAACUUAGUUUGUAAAUGAGUUUUAAUUUGUCGACAAAAAAAUGUACUCGUAAAUCAUUUUAUUAUAUACAAAAUUUAAUAUAUCAGACAUAUUUAUAUUUUUAUUUAGAAUUUUUUUUAUGAUUAGUAAUUUUAUAUUUUCUAAAAUAAAAUGUUUUCUACGAUCGAAAAUGUGGUUUUCUGUGGCUAAAUUAGCCACAAAGAUAAUCUUAUGCUAUUUGUGGAUAUUAGUUAGGAAUAUUGUUUGUGGCAAAGUCGUAGAAAAAAAACAAGCAAAGAUGGUCUGAUAUCCACAAGCUUAUAGUCGACGAAUUAUAUCCGUGGCUAUUCGUAGCUAUGAGUGAAAUAACCACAAAAUUCAAUCAAUAGCCACAAAAUUUAUAGUGGCUAUUAACAGAUUUUCUUGUAGUGUAAAUGGACACAAAAAAUUUGAUUUAAUAUAUUUUAACCAACAUAAAAAAAUCUUUCCAGGAUUAUAAUUUUAAAUAUAUAUAUAUAUAUAUAUAUAUAUAUAUAUAUAUAAAUUUAAAUUUAAAUAAAUUUUUUAUAUUUUAUCUUAAUUUUAACAUAUAAUUAAAUUAAAAAAUAAAAGUAAAUAUUGUAAGUAAUAAAACUAAAAAAUAAAAUAAAAAUAUAUUUUAAAUACAUUUAAAUUUAAAACUUUUAUUUCUGCACAUUGUGCCGGAAAACACCUAGUUAGAUGUAAUUAGAUAGUUAGUUUAAGAGUUAAUUUAGAUUUGUAUUUUAAUAGAUUACUAAAUUUUGAUCCGCGAUUUCCAAGUGCGAGUGUUUUUUCUUUUGCAAGUGUCAAAUAUUAAGGUUCUAAAAAUCGGUUUAGGCGGUAACUCGGUCCUAUCCGAAACGAUUUUCUUAAAGUCUGAUUUAUACCGAUUUAUACAAUCUAAUUUGGUUUAAACUAUUCUAAAUCAAUUAAAAUCGGUUUAAAUCAGUUUAAAUCGAUUUAAUUGUCUAAAUAUGUGAAAUUAAGCAAUAACAUUAUUACAAAUCUACAAAUUUGUCUACUUAUGUUUUGUAUAUCUAAUUUUCCUAAUUCUUCAUAAUAAUUUUUUAAUUGAAAAUAAAAACUAAACUAUGUCAUAUAAAUGUAUAAUAUAAAUUAAAUAAAUCAAUAAUUUGCUAACGCCUAGGCGUCGCCUGAGCCCCGAAUAAUCCGUCUAGUCGCUAGUCCUUUAUAAAGCGCCUAGUAACCGCCUAGCGAAUUUAGAACAUAUAAAAUAAAUGUGUCAAAUAUUUGUAGUUUCAUGUUUUUACAUAUAUUAUUGAACUUUCAUUCAAACCGCAAGAUUUGUCACCUUAUAAAUUUUUAUUUAAAAGAGACAUAGAUUUGUUAAUUAUUGGGUUGUGUAUUUAUAACAUAUUUAUAGAUGUUGAGACAUGAUUUUAAAAUGAGUAUAUUUGUAUUUAUAAAAAUUAAUUUCGAAGAGCUAAGUUUAUUGUGUUUCCCGAUAAAAGUAGUAUAUAAAAAAUAAUUUUUUUUAAACAAUUAUGUUUAAAAAUAUAAUACAAAAGAUAUAUCUCAUUGCAUAUUAUACAACAAAAAAUGUGGAUCAAAUAUUUCUAUGUUACUUUUUUUAUAGAAAAUAUCGAUUUACAAUAUACUUUUUAAACACAAUAUACGUUUUAAAAUGUGGUUUUAGUAUUUAACUAUUAUUUUAUUGAUUAACAAAAUAAAUUCAAAAUAUUCUUAGGAAUAUUUACUAUAUAGUUUAGAAUGUUUCGAAUAUAUUGUUGUAAUCAAAUCAUUUGCUAAGACAGUGGUACACAUUAAUGAUAGAAUUAGGUCACAUGAAAUUACAAUUAUUACAAGGUAAUAUUAUUUUUGGAAUAUUUUUUUAAUAAAGCUAAAGGAGAAUAUCUGUGAGUGGAUUGCACAAGAAUUUGAGUUGACAUACCUCAUAUAAAUAGUUAAAAAAGAAUUGAACCCACACGUCCGUGCGGAUAUAUAUAUAUAUAUAUAUAUAAUCUUUAAAAUAUAAAAUAUUUUUUAUUUAUGUACAUAAAUAAUUUUUGAAAAUAAUUUUUAUGAAAUUGUACUAAUCAUAUAUUCAGAAUUUAUUUUAUUUAUUUAAAAUGUAACAUCAUAUUAAUAAUUUACUUUUAAACAAUAGUUUUAUAUGAAUUAUUACAAAAAAAUUAUUUAAAAGGUUUCUAAUCUUGAAAUAUUUUAUGUGACUAAACUAAAUUAGCUAAUAUUUUAUUUUGAAAAUAUAUUUUAUUCAAUGUAUUAUAUUUUAGUUUUGUGUUUUUUACUGUAAAAUGUGACCAAGAUUAAAUAUAAAAAAAAGAAAUGUAUAAAAUAAACGUAUUUGGCUUUUGCAGGAUUUUUUUUUUAUUCAACACAGGAAAUCUUGUUGUUUAGACUUAUAUUGUUUUCUGUUAGAAAAAUAUCAUCUAUCAAUAAAUUUAGGAUAUAUUGUCAUAAUUUCUAGUUAGUGGUCUAAUAUAGACUUUUUUAUGAUAGAUAAAUUAGGACCCUACAUUAAUAGAUUAGAUAUUAAAUACAUGAAAUUACAAGAGAAGAUAUCUCGUCAUUUAAUUGCAACAGUUUUUUGAUUGACAUGCCCCAAUACAUAUAUUUAAAUAUAAAAUAUAUAUAAGAAGAAAAUAAAAAGUAUGUGGAGUAGAUUACAACAGUUUUUUUAUUGACAUAUCCCAAUAUAUAUAUAUAUAUAUAUAUAUAUAUAUAUAU
Molecule: messenger RNA, 16375 nt
Organism: Brassica napus (rape)
Lineage: Eukaryota; Viridiplantae; Streptophyta; Magnoliopsida; Brassicales; Brassicaceae
Exons: 3
Coding region: 7451-8365 (304 amino acids)
Molecular function (GO): zinc ion binding; nucleic acid binding
Source: RefSeq, a predicted model, not a curated record